Scleropages formosus (Asian bonytongue) is the source of this 1677-nucleotide messenger RNA. It is a transcript of the gene c1galt1c1, whose product is annotated as C1GALT1-specific chaperone 1. The transcript is spliced from 2 exons. The coding region runs from base 107 to 1063 and encodes 318 amino acids. Lineage: Eukaryota; Metazoa; Chordata; Actinopteri; Osteoglossiformes; Osteoglossidae. The record is from RefSeq and is a predicted model, not a curated record. Gene Ontology annotation, molecular function: N-acetylgalactosaminide beta-1,3-galactosyltransferase activity.
UAAAGGUUCCUCGCGGCAGCGGAGUUGCAGUUACACGGUUAGACACGGGCGCACGAGCGAAGCAGAGGUGAAUUACGCGACGGGCUGAGGUAACGAAGCUUCGAACAUGCUGUCGGAGGGCAGUUCCUUCAUUAAGGGCCUGCUGCUGGGGAGCGUCUUCUGUCUGGUGGUGUCUCUCCUGGGGAGCUUCAGCCCCGGUGGCUGGCAGUCCAGUCCCAGCAGCCAUCUCCACCACCACAUCAAGGCUCCCAACAAGGAAACCCUCCAGGGGCUGCCCGAGGCCCAGAGGCUGGAGCUGAGCCAGAGGGUACGGGUGUACUGCGCUAUCAUGGUGCAACCCAAGGACCUGGCCCUCUGGGUUACGGCCAGGGACACCUGGAGCAAGCACUGCGACCGGGCGGAGUUCUACACAUCAGAGUCCUCCAAAGCCGUAGAAGCAAUAGACCUGCAGGAGCAGGACGAGUGGGCUAGAAUACGCAAGGCCCUGAGACAUGUGUAUGACAAUGCCGGGGACCUGCGCUGGUUCUUCUUGGCCCGCCCCACAACCUUUGCCAUCAUCGAGAACCUGAAGUACCUGGUGCUGGACAAGGACCCCAAGCAGCCCUUCUAUAUUGGGCGCACUGCAAAGUCAGGGGAGCUGGAGUACGUGGAGUAUGAGAGCGGCAUCGUCUUGAGCCACGAGGCCCUGCGGCGUCUAAUGGAGGUCUUUGAGGACACGGAGAAGUGUCCGGAGCGUGGGCGCACACUGUGGAAGCUGAGUGAAGAGAAGCAGCUGGCUGAGUGUCUGAAGUACCGUGGUGUGUUUGCUGAGAACGGGGAGGACACGCAGGGCAAGGGACUUUUCAACAGCAGGAGCGUGGGCUCGCUCAUCUCUGCCAGCCUGGCCCAGGACCCUCUGGAUGUUGUAGAGAGCUGCUGUUCAGACAUGGCUGUCACCUUCUCUGGAAUGACACCCAACCAGAUGCAGGUCAUGAUGUUUGGCGUUUACAGACUUCGUCCUUAUGGACACACCUUUCACGACACUUUGGCUUUUCUGCCCCCAGUGGGCUCAGAAAACGACUGAUCGCAGCCCCCUGAAGCGGGGGGUGCUGGCCGAAUGUGUCAGUUGCAGUGGACCCAAAGCCUGACCAGCUUGCACAAAUGUCUGCUCGCUAAUUAAUCCCAUUUAGUAGAUGGCCUGUAAAACACUGACACGCAGACAGCAAAACUCAUGUUGAAACUGCCCAGCUGGGUGCACUUAAAGAAAAUUCUACUCAGACUGGAAUACCAUGUGCUGGUGAGGAAAAGUGAACAUUUUUAAUUAUUGACUGUGGCAUUAUACCAAAAGAACAAAGUUGAAAGUCAAUAUUAUUCAUUACUUUAUGCAUAUGGCCUAAACAAUAAUUUGAUUUUUUUUUUUUUCCUGCUAUUCAUCUUCACUUUUUUUUUUCUCAGGCAGUGGAGAACAGUGAACAUACAUGCAAAGGCACAUAAAAGUAAAUCAUUAAUUUUUUUAUGUUUUAAUUCAGCCUGUGGAACUUGAGGUCCACCCAUAUAUUGCUGGGUGGGAAUUAGUGUUUCAGAAAUUGACAGUAUAUGAAACUUAAAGCUAAAUGUUAGCCUUUAAGUUGUCUCAUUGAAAUAUUUGAAUGCAUCUAAUGAAAAUGGCAAUGGAAACUUUUUUUUUUUUUUUUUUUU